Messenger RNA from Actinia tenebrosa (Australian red waratah sea anemone), 1787 nucleotides. RefSeq names its product protein mono-ADP-ribosyltransferase PARP12-like. The record is from RefSeq and is a predicted model, not a curated record. NCBI's taxonomy places the organism in Eukaryota, Metazoa, Cnidaria, Anthozoa, Actiniaria, Actiniidae.
ACCGAAACGCUCAGACAGAACCCAUGCAAGCGGAAAUAGAAAAUAUAUUUCCUAGGAACAGCUUGUUUUAUUCCCUGAAUCCUCCGGAUAGUUAUAGGGAUGUUAAGUUAUGCGCUGAAUUAAAGAUUCAGAGAGUGAAGCUGAGUUUCUACCUAUAGCUGUAAAACAUAAGGUCUCAAUAUAAGUUAUUUUGCUAAUUCCAUCCAGUUAUCUAGUGAUCUUCGAAGGAUGGCUUCCCAUUACAGUGGUUACCAAUCGAAAGAACAUUGACGACGGCGUCAAAGCAAUUUAUUCUCGAGCGGAGGAACACGGAGGAGAGAAGAAGAAGAAGAAGAAGAAGAAGAAGAAGAAGAAGCAUUGGAGCUUUUUAAUGUGAUUUUUCAAUCUUCUGGCAAAAUGGAGCUUGAAAAAGCUUUAUCAGGUCUAAGUUCAAGAAGUAAAGGCUUGAUUCGAUAUUAUGGACCAGAGAUGUUUAUGCGAUCUUUCCGAGAUAUUUUWAAGYUCAAGAAGUCUUCAGAYYGGCGAUCGCRAGACAAAGUCGAAACUAUCAUGACUCUUAAAUUUUGUCCUCAARAAGCCGACAAGAAUGGCUGUCCAGUUGGAAGUGCAUGCGAAAACCUACACUUGUGUCCAUAUUUUGUCAAAGGAAAUUGCAUGUAUAAAGACAAAUGUUGGAUGUCACAUCAAAUCAAAGAUGCUCACACCAUGUCACUGCUGCGUGAAAUAAGGCUCGCAGGCAUAAGCACGAAUUUGUGGCUUGAGAUUUUGAAAAAMGUUUUAGCCGACACACAGAUGGAAAGAGGAGCAUCUACUCAUGGUGUCCCAGAAAUUUGCAAGUUCUACAACAACCAAGGCGGCUGUGGCAAAGGCGAAAAGUGUGCCUUUCUUCAUGUCUGUCAACACUUUGUUGACGGGACAUGUAAAUUUGGUACCGGCUGCAAGAGACACCAUGACCUUUUGAAGGAUAAGCACAAUCGUGAUGUUUUCAGGCAUUUUGGUUUGCGUGAUGUUGAACCCACGCAAUUGCUGAACAUUUUGAAAGGUCGAGAAAGAAAGAGAGUCAGAACCACAUCUUCUUUACCAGGGAUAAGCAGCAACAAGAACGAAACAUUGGAUAAAGCUGGCUUUAUUCCCUUUGGGCAAUCCACUCCAGCAAAAAAAGCCAAAGUCACAGACCAAGUACGCACUCCAGAAAACCAAAGCACUGAUAUUUGUGGUUUCUUUCUGCGAGGGCAUCAGUGCAACUAUGGCCCGAAAUGUAUUAACCUACACAGAGAUCUUCCUUAUCAAUGGCAGUUACAGGAUGGCUCUGGUUGGAAGGAUUUGUCAGAGGACUGGAACAUCAUGUUCGAACGUGCAUUCAGUGAUCCAAGCACUAAUGAAAUCAUAUUUUAUGAUCAAGGAAAGUCAUUAAAGACAGACUUUGACAAGAUGAUUGCAGUUGCAGAAACACAGGCUGGCCCACCACUUGGACUGAGGCGGUUGUCCACAGAGUCUUCUGCAGAAGCACCCCCUGGACAUAUUUUCAGUACACGAUGGUUGUGGUACUGGCAAGAUGAGAGAAAGAAAUGGCAAAGUUAYGAUUCUCCAGAUAACGGAUGUGAACCAAAUACAACAUGUAGCAAGUCUCUGGAAAAAGAUUUUCUGCAAGGGCAGGAAAGCCAUUGAAGCUACCACCUGUCCUACAAGCAAAUGAACCAGAGAAAUGUAAAGACCCAGACAGAAAGGGCUGUUAGAAGAAGGCCUGAAUUUGUUGCCAAAGAAAGGAUGAAAGAAAUUGCAAAGAA